Messenger RNA from Schistosoma intercalatum, 1327 nucleotides. Lineage: Eukaryota; Metazoa; Platyhelminthes; Trematoda; Strigeidida; Schistosomatidae. The record is from the annotation of a GenBank genome assembly.
AUGUCAGAGAAGAAGGCAGAUGUCCCACAGUUGUCGACAAGGAACUGGGUUCGAGUUACACUGACAGCCGCCAGUGUCAAACCACUUGAGAAAGUCACUGAUGGUCUUAUCAAGAAGGCGAAAGAUCAAAAUCUGAGGGUUAAGGGCCCUGUACGUAUGCCAACAAAAGUGUUACGAAUCACUACGCGAAAAACACCAUGUGGUGAGGGCUCAAAAACUUGGGACAGGUUUCAGUUCAGGAUUCACAAGCGUGUAAUUGACCUAUUGUCGACGGAUGAAGCUACCCAACAGCUUAAACACAUAUAUCUAGAGCCCGGUGUUAACUGUGAUGUUAAAGUCGCAGGAGAUUUCUUCUCUGGUCUCUGACUUGAAAUCGGUUGUCAUCGAACCUGCACUUCAAACGCAAUAUAAAUAGCUAUGUAUUUGAUACGGGAUAUAUGUCAUUGUGUCUAGCCUUUUAUAACUCCAGGAUCUGUAUACCAGAAAAUUACAAAUCAACUACCAUUCUAUAAACGUUUGGUACACCAGCUUACUAAAAGGGGUUCGUACUAUUACGUGCUAUUGGGUUCAUUUGUAAUGUUCAACAGGGAGACUGUCUUAAUGAAGUAUGAACUUGCCAUACAUAGCUUUGCAUAAAUGUUAAGACUUUUAAUGAGUAAAUUGUUUGAUAUCAAGAUUUUUUAUGUAUCGAAUAAAUACAUCGUCCUGAUAUAAACAAGUAAAUCAAUUAUUUGAAGUAGUCUUUGUCCAGAGACUAUGCCCUUACAAGAAUAAUAAUUCAAGUUAAGAUGAAAACCUGAAUAGCCAAUUAGAAGAAGAUUGUUCUUGAUAUACCGCGUAUAACGUGAGCACUAGAACGCCAGAAUCCUUCCAAGUCGCAAUGAGAAGACAAAAGACUAAUGAAAGGAAUAUUAUUCCCAGACAGUGUCAAUUAUAGUACAAAAUUGUCAGUUCACCAAUCCGCAUACAGGGGGUUAUUAGCAUUGCCCAAUCGAGAAGCUGCACACAAGAAAUCUAGAAUACUCCUCUGAAAGGUAAUUGGAUGGAAUAUCUUCGGCUCCUUCUGAGCCUCCUACAGCUUCCUCGAGUUCACCCGUGGUCCAUCGUCACACUUUUUUAUCUAUAUUAUUUCAAAAUGAUCCCUUUGAAUCGAGAAUUAUAUUUGAUUGACCAAUUAUUUACACUAUUGUCAAGUUACUUAGCGUAAUAUAUUUUGCAGAUAUUCUGAGUAAUAAACAUCUAAAGGUUGUCUACUGUAGACUGGUUGUAGUCAUUUUCCGCUUUUCCGUUGCUCUUAACAAUGCUUUAACUUUAUCCACCAUAUUUC